AUGACCGACUCUCAUUCGACAUCGAAUCCGAAGCAAAAGCAGGUGGUGGCUCGGGAGCGCUUCCAGCACCGUGCGCUAGGCUCUACACACGACCAACUCAAAAAGGCACGAGUCCUGCUUGUUGGCGCAGGAGGGAUUGGCUGUGAGCUUCUGAAGAAUCUGGUGAAGUCCGGAUUCAAGGAGAUCGUUAUCAUCGACCUCGACACGAUAGACCUGAGCAAUCUCAACCGCCAAUUUCUAUUUCGGCACGAGCACAUCAAGAAACCCAAGGCACUGGUAGCGAAAGAGGUGGCCCAGAAGUUUGAUCCGCGCGCGACGAUCGUAGCGCAUCAUGCGAACAUCAAAGACGAGCAGUUUAACGUGGAGUGGUUUGCUGCAUUUACCAUUGUGUUCAACGCCUUAGACAACCUCGAUGCGCGCCGACACGUCAACCGCAUGUGUCUGGCAGCUGAUGUGCCUCUGAUCGAAUCAGGCACUACUGGCUACAAUGGCAAUGUUCAGGUCAUUCAAAGGGGGAAGACUGCCUGCUACGACUGCAAAGAGAAACAGGUACCCAAGUCGUUUGCGAUUUGCACGAUCAGGUCUACCCCAAGCCAACCAAUUCACACCAUUGUCUGGGCCAAGAGCUACCUCCUACCUGAACUAUUUGGCGUCAGUGAAGCUGCUGCGAUGAACCUGGAUACUUCAGAAAGCGCCAACAAUGCUGAAGAGAUUGAGAAGCUGGAAAAAGAGACGGCGCAAUUAAGAGAACUGAGGGAGGCCAUGGGAUCCGAUGACUUUGUCCGGAAGGUCUUCGACCAGGCCUACAAGAAAGACGUUGAGCGUUUGCUCAGCAUGGAAGACUACUGGAAAAAUAAGAAAGCUCCUAUACCUCUCGACUACGAGACGAUUGCAAGUGGUUCUGAAAACAUAGACCCUUUGGUUGCCAAACUUGAUCAGGAUGUGUGGACACUUCAACAAACCUUUACUGUUUUCAAAGACUCCUUGUUGCGCCUCUCAAAACGUCUUGCGGAAGAGCGAGCGGCGGCGUUAAGGGAAAAUCAAUUGGAACCUGUCAUCGAGUUCGACAAGGACGAUGAAGAUACACUCGAUUUUGUUACGGCUGCGGCCAACCUCCGCUCAGCUGCCUUCAACAUUGACCCGAAAUCCAAGUUUGACACGAAACAGAUGGCAGGCAAUAUUAUUCCAGCGAUAGCAACUACUAAUGCAAUGGUUGCUAGUUUAUGUAUAUUACAGGCUUACAAGGUCAUUAAGGGCGACCUGGGCCGGACAAAGGAGCUUUUCUUGUCAAAGGCGAAUAUGACUGGUGAUUCUAGUGACUUACCAAACCCGAACUGUAUGGUUUGCAGCAGGGUAAUGAUGAGAACGAAGAUCGAUCUCGAGAAAGCUACUGUAGGAGACCUGGUCGACAUCCUCAAACUCGAACUUGAUUAUACUGGUGAUAUUACGAUCACCACUGAAUCAUCGCAAAUGACGGUCUUCGAUUACCUGGAUGACGACGACGACGACGAGGAUUCUCUUGCUAAGCGACGGGAUAUGAAAUUGGUUGAAGUCGGUGUCGGGAAUGGGACGUCAUUAAUUGUGCUAGAUGGAGGAGAUGACGAGCCCCGUGUCGAUCUCCAGCUCUUCGUUGAAGACAUGAAUGCUGAACGAGAGCAAGCACUAGUGGUGAAGUUUGUGUUCAAUGACGGAGAAAAGCCGGAAAUACCACGAAAGCCUGCGAAGAAGCCCACAGAGAUGAAUGGCACAACGACUUUGGAUGGUGAGGCUCAGUCUGCAGCCACUGGAAGCAAGAGAAAACGAGGGCAAGACGAUGAAGUCGAAGAAAGUGCGCCAGCCAAGAAAUUACAGACAAGUGCCAAUGGCGCUACGCAGGAGGACGAUAUAAUAGUGAUUGAUGAUGAAGGCGCGAUUGUCCUUGACUGA
Messenger RNA from Lithohypha guttulata, 1926 nucleotides. It is a transcript of the gene UBA2, whose product is annotated as E1 ubiquitin-activating protein uba2. Lineage: Eukaryota; Fungi; Ascomycota; Eurotiomycetes; Chaetothyriales; Trichomeriaceae. Gene Ontology annotation, molecular function: SUMO activating enzyme activity. Bases 1 to 1926 code for a protein of 641 amino acids. The record is from RefSeq and is a predicted model, not a curated record. Gene Ontology annotation, cellular component: SUMO activating enzyme complex; cytoplasm. Gene Ontology annotation, biological process: protein sumoylation. The transcript has 2 exons.